Fraxinus pennsylvanica is the source of this 2079-nucleotide messenger RNA. Lineage: Eukaryota; Viridiplantae; Streptophyta; Magnoliopsida; Lamiales; Oleaceae. The record is from the annotation of a GenBank genome assembly.
AUGGGAGAAAUCUCGCCUGAGAAAAGAUCAGGCUGUGGCCUGUUGAAUGUAGUUUUUGGACGUCGAAGUAUAUGGCCUAGAAGAUCAACAUCCACAGGUUCUCUUCAUACUUAUACUCCAAAAAACAAUGUCACCUUAGUACAAAGCAUGCCAGCUUCAAGCAGACAAAGUGGGGGCUUUGAAGGAACUACCAUCCUGGAUUCAUCAGAUGCCCCUUUGCAUAAACAGGUUGAUAGAGUCAUUGCACGUCCGGGCCAAAACCACGCGAGAUCUCCUCCCGUGUAUCAGCAACACCACCCCCCUCCCGUGGUAGCUGCAAGAAACUCGCCUAGCCAACAAGGCCAUGGCCAAGUGUGUAAAGUGCCUCAUAAUGGACUUGUCAUAUCUGGAGAGCUGGAGAGCAUGAUCAUCGAUCAUCAGCAAUCAAAAGGUGCAGGUAAGUUAGUUCGUGCAUCGUCCAGUAAUGUGAUGUUGUUUGGCAAUUUGGGUAAUUUGAGGCAACACGGUAGCAAUGGGAAUUCUACUGCAAACAAUGUUCUUGAUUAUCUUCCAAAAACUGCUAAAGAAGAGCAAUCGCCCUCUAAUGGAAAAUACAGUACUAGUGUUAUAGGGAAUGUAGUAAAAAAAAGUGAAAAGCCUUCUCUUUGUCGUGCUAUUUCCACCAGGAUGGAUCCUGAGCAAUUGAAAAUUUUGGGUAAUGAAGAUUACAAGAAUGGCAGGUUUGCCGAAGCUUUGGCUUUGUAUGAUGCAGCGAUUUCUAUUGAUCCGAAUAAGGCUUCUUAUAGGAGCAACAAAAGCGCCGCACUAACUGCUUUAGGCAGACUUCUUGAAGCAGCCUUUGAAUGCAGGGAAGCAAUUAGAAUCGAUCCUUAUUAUCAACGAGCUCAUAAUAGAUUGGCAACUCUAUACGUCCGAUUAGGUGAAGCAGAGAAGGCUGCAUAUCAUUUCAAACAAGCUGGAGCAGAAGCUGAUCCUGAUUCAAUGAUAAAGGCUAAAAAAGUUCAAGUUCAUCUGCACAAGUGCACCGAGUUAAAGAGGCAGCGCGAUUGGAAUACCCUCCUAAAAGAAGCCACCCUUGCUAUAGCAGCCGGUGCGGAUUCUGCACCACUGAUAUUUUCCUUAAAAGCCGAGGCCUUAAUAAAACUCCACAAGCACCAAGAAGCUGAUGAAACUAUGGCAAAAGGUCCAAACUUUGACAUCGAUGAAUGUAUUAAAUUCUUCGGUCCAAUUGGUAGUACAAGCCUGUUACUUGUUCAUGCUCAAGUUAACAUGAUUGCUGGCAGGUUUGAUGAUGCUGUGGCCGCUGCUGAACGAGCAUCUAGGUUGGACGCGAACAACAAGGAAGUAAACAAGAUAUUGAGGAGGACAAAGGCUGUUGCAUUAGCUAGAUCAAAAGGCAAUGAUUUGUUCAAGGCAGCAAGAUAUUCCGAGGCAUUUGCUGCAUAUGGUGAAGGGCUCAAUCAUGAUCCGUACAAUGCAGUCUUGUUAUGUAACCGAGCAGCCUGCAGGUCCAAACUCGGCCAAUUUGAAAAAGCAAUAGAGGAUUGCAGCGCUGCACUAGGCGUGCGCCCUUUUUAUAGCAAGGCUAGAUUAAGAAGAGGCCAUUGUUACGCUAAGCUGGGAAAAUGGGAAGCUUGCAUACAAGACUGUGAGAUGCUGUUAACAGAAAAUCCAAACGAUGAGGAGGUAGGGAAACUCUUGAAGGAGGCUCGAGCAUGGAGACAGCAAGGAAGCCAAAACAUGAAGAAUGGUGGUGUUCAUUCUAAUGAAGUCGUGCUGGUAUCGAGCAACGAAUGUUUCCGAGACUAUGUUACAUCUCCUGGUUUAUCCGUGGUUUUGUUCUUUCGCAAGCUUGGUGACAGCAUAAUUAUGCAGUUCAUUGAACACCUCCACAAGAGAUAUCCAUCAGUCAACUUCCUUAAGGUGGAGGUUGAAGACAAUCCUUCCAUAGCCAAAUCUGAAGGCAUAAACUCGUUGCCAGCUUUCAUUAUUUACAAGAAUGGUGCGAGGGCCAGAGAAGUCCCAGGGAACAGCCAUGAUUUGUUAGAGAGCUCGAUCAAAUUUUAUGUCAGUUCAUGA